GGUGUUUUCUGUGUAGCUGACGAUACACAUUAUUUUUUGUUUUCCUCCUUCUAGCAACAGAUGAAGAAAGGGAACAAGAAUCAAAUGGGAAAGGAAGAUGCGGAGACUUUGUUGUUGAGACGGAAGGCGUUUCGAAACGUGAAGGUAAGGCACAGAAGUUAGAAAACACACACACACACACGCUUACUCACCCACUCACUCACUCACACACACAAAGCGCUGCGUAGAAACACAAAACAAAGCAAAGGCAAUUCAAUUUAGUACUUGUUUUCUCGUCUUUUUUCUUCUUCUAUUAAUUUAUUUGUAUUUUUGAUUUCUCCGCAUCGAAGCGAGAAACGCUCCCCGAGCUCCCCCGAAUGGGGGAUUGAGAAAAAAACGAAGAGAGACGGAGAAUAUACGCGUGAAGAAGAAGAGGAGGAGCGCCGUACUUGGCGGUUCACACACGUUUGAAGUCAUUGUUCCUCGCCUCUUUCAUAUAAAUGAAAGCAAUGAAGAGAUGGGAAACGCGGAAUGGAAUCUGAAUCAAACAUGUGUCUAGAUGAGCAUGCCCGAUCAACUUCCCUCAUCUCACAAGUGUAUUAUUACCUUAUUAUUAUUAUUAUUAAUACGAAAGUGUCGUUCGAUCACUGCUGUUGAACGGUUUCCGCUCUCGCGACAGCCGGCAAGCCCUGCAGGCGCCGCCGCACAAGUACUUCUCUUCUCUCCCUCUCUUUCGCUUCGACAUCGUUUCCCCCGCUGCGAGACGCAUUGGCGUAUCGCACCGCACGCCGCUUUUUGCGUUCUCCGCUUUCCCGAAAUCCUUCAGCACAGCCGCACACACACACACACACACACACACACGCACAACCUCCCUCGUGAAGUCUCCCUUAGCCACAACAAGAGAAAAAGGAAAAGAAAAGAAAAGGAAAUAAAAAAAUGGCCACCCUCUACAAAGACUACAGCAAGGACACCAAGGACCUGCUGACCAAGAACUUCAGCGCCGCCGGCGACUGGAAGAUUGAGAACAAGGCGAAGGCCACCAAAGGCAACUACGCCGUCGGCACCGCCUCGAACGCGCGUGGUGAUGUCACCGUCGAUGUGGAGGGCCUCACGGCAGACGGCGCCUGCUAUGGCAAGCUGAGCCUCACGCCAAAGGAGCUGCACGACAUCAAGGCGUCGCUGCGGGCCGAGAACUAUCGGGGCAACAAGGUGGAGGCCAUCCUUACAAAGAAGGGAGCGUCGCUCAAGGACUUCUCUUUUGAGGUGAACCACGAGACGCUGCAGCCCCUGGCGAACGGCCGGCUGCGCGUGAAUGACAAGGUGACAGACAAGGCGGUUGAAUUGGGUCUGAGCAUCGCCGCGGUCGACGGCGUGCAGCUGGGCUGCGGUGCGACCUACAACUUCAAAGCACAGACCUGCAACUGGUCGGCUGCCUGCCGCGCCGCCGCUAACAAGAGCACCACCGUGACGUUGCAGACGGAGGCGCUGCGGAACGUGGAGGCGCGUGUGCUGACGACGGCGGCCCUGCACCCGCGUUUUCAGCCGCGUGUAGCGGCGAAUGUAUCGUAUGACGUGUCGUCGAAGGUGUGGGACGGCGCGCUCGGUGCCGAGUGGGGCUGCAGCGUAAUUGCCGGCAACACGUCGAAGGCGCGCGUGAACAGGAAGCUGGAGUGGAUGGUGUCCUACGUGGCGGCGCUGCAGGGUGGGUGGACGCUGACGCUGUCCUUGGAUAAGCAGAUGAAGGCCGGCGUGUCGCUGGUCCGCAACUAG
Molecule: messenger RNA, 1749 nt
Organism: Leptomonas pyrrhocoris
Lineage: Eukaryota; Euglenozoa; Kinetoplastea; Trypanosomatida; Trypanosomatidae
Product: putative mitochondrial voltage-dependent anion-selective channel
Exons: 1
Coding region: 916-1749 (277 amino acids)
Source: RefSeq, a predicted model, not a curated record